Lottia gigantea (owl limpet) is the source of this 3016-nucleotide messenger RNA. RefSeq lists its product as hypothetical. Gene Ontology annotation, biological process: peptide cross-linking. Gene Ontology annotation, molecular function: protein-glutamine gamma-glutamyltransferase activity. NCBI's taxonomy places the organism in Eukaryota, Metazoa, Mollusca, Gastropoda, Lottiidae. The transcript has 15 exons. The record is from RefSeq and is a predicted model, not a curated record. The coding region runs from base 1 to 2232 and encodes 743 amino acids.
AUGGGUAGUGGUGCGAGUAAACCCCGAAGACCAGGGUCUGCUGGGUCAAUAACAAGAGAAACAUAUCAUAAUACACACAGUGCUUUAAACCCACCUACCUAUCGGUAUAGGUAUGUGGCCAGUUAUGGCGAUAAACUUUCAAAAGACCCAAAGAAGAAAGAUAAUGUACUACAAGUAGAGAAGGUGGACUAUAAUAUUCGACAGAAUACACCACGACAUAACACAGAUCUGUUCGAGAUAACCCAGGAUGAUGAGACGCCUGAUCCACAACUGGUCGUCAGGAGAGGGACACCCUUCGAUAUCACUCUCACCUUUAAUAAACCUUAUGAUAAAAACAACGAUGAUUUAAGACUAGUGUUUGAAACAGGAGAUAAACCUCUGCCGAACAAAAAGACCCACGUGGAGUUUGUGUUAUCCGAUGAGGACAAGCCUAAAGAAUGGGGUGGUAAAGUAAAAAGACAAGACAGAAACAAUCUAGAAAUCACUAUUUUUACUCCACCAACCUGUUAUGUGGCUAAAUGGGAUUUUAAAGUGGAUGUAGUCAAGAAAUCCGACACUAAAUCCUCUAUAUUUAGAUAUACUCAUAAAGAUCCAAUCUAUAUUCUCUUUAAUCCCUUCAGUAAAGAGGACACAGUGUACAAAGAAACUGAUCUGAAAGAAUAUAUUUUAAAUGAAAAUGGUAGAAUUUACUCUGGUACCUAUAAAAACAUCAGCCCAAAACCUUGGAACUUUGGUCAGUUCCAAGGAAAGGUAUUGGAUUGUGUUAUGCAUCUGUUAGAUAUAUCUGGUUUAAACUGGGUUUGUCGUGGCAAUCCAAUUCAGGUCGUUAGAAAAUUAACGUCCAUGAUCAAUGCUCCAGAUGAUGGUGGUGUAUUGGUGGGCAACUGGUCUGGAGAUUACAGGGGAGGUAAAUCACCUCUAACAUGGACGGGAUCAGAAGCUAUCUUCGAGGAAUACUACAAUACAGAUAGACCUGUUAAAUUUGGUCAGUGUUGGGUUUUCUCGGGUGUAUUGACCACAGCAUGUAGAGCACUGGGAAUACCAGCUAGAAGUGUCACCAACUUUGCCUCGGCUCACGAUACGGAUGGUAGUGUUUCUAUUGAUAUCCAUUUUGACCACCUAGGUGAACCAGAUGAGACCAAAAACUCGGAUUCAGUUUGGAAUUUCCACGUAUGGAAUGAGGUAUGGAUGGCUAGAAAUGAUUUGCCAACAGGUUAUGGAGGAUGGCAAGCGGCUGAUGCCACACCUCAAGAAACAAGUGAUGGUGUGUACUGUUGUGGACCUGCAUCAUUAGAAGCAGUCAAAAAUGGCGAAUUAGCAUAUGCUUUUGAUGGUCCAUUUAUCUUUGCUGAAGUAAACGCUGAUAAGAUCUACUGGACAACUGAGUUAGAUGGUACCAUGAUCAACAACCAUACCGAGAAAAAAAGUGUUGGACGCAAAAUCAGCACCAAGUAUCCAUUACGACCAGAACGAGAAGAUGUAACUCAUCUUUAUAAAUAUGCUGAAGGUUCAGAAGAAGAGAGAACUGCUGUAUUGAGAGCUAAUCAAACUGGAUCUUGUCGACACGAUAUUUAUGCAAUGGGACCACAGGAUGUAGAAUUUGAGCUUGAACAACAAGACGAUGUUUAUGUUGGUCAAGAUUUUGAUGUAAUAUUUAAAAUCAAGAAUACCAGCAGGAACACAGAGCGAUAUAUAACUGGUAGACUUAGCUGUAGAUCUAUGUAUUAUACUGGAGUCGGCGCUGAUAAAAUUAAAACCGAUACGUUUGAACUGUUUGUUCCACCAGGAGAAGUCAGAGAACAGAAGCUCCAUAUAGAAGCUGAUGAAUACAUGAAUAAAUUAAAAGAUAUGUGUAUGUUGAAAUUUUCUGCUAUGGCCAAGGUUCAGGGUACAGAACAAGUGUUCACCACACAAGAAGACUUCAGAUUGUGUAAGCCGUCUCUAGUUGUCAAGGUACCAAAUGAGAUCAAGAAGGGUAAAUCGUUUGAUGUUGAAGUAUCAUUCACCAACCCGUUAGGUGAGAGUAUGACAGAAUGUUACCUGGAGGUAGAAGGACCUGGAUUACUCAAAAGGAAACAAUAUCCACAGAGGAAUGUUAAACCUAAACAGACCUUUGUUACCAAGUUUGAAUUGACACCAAAGAAACUUGGUGAAAAAGAAAUCCUUGUUAUGUUCAACUCAAAACAACUUGAAGAUGUCACUGCUACUACAGUUGUUAAUGUAAAAAAUUAGAAGUUUUAUAGUGUACCUCUCAGAUUUAUUUUUCAAAAUUAAGGUUUUUAAUCUGAAUACUAAGAUUGGGAAAAUUACGAAAUAAUUGACCAAAGACAUAGCUAUGGGUCUGAAUGAUCCAGCAUUAUACAGUUUUGUUUUUUCAUGUAAUUUUGAAUGUUGAAAUUCACAAGAAUUAAUUUUAAAAAAAAAUAUUUAAAAUUCAAGGAUUCUGAUGUUGACUAUUUGAUAUACUCAAAAGAUAUGAAAGCUUUUUACAACCGACAAAACUACAAUAUGGAUGUGAACCUAAUUAUUUUGUUGUUUUAAAUACUUUGCAUCUCCAAACUGCCUUUAGAUGAAGUACUUAGCAUUAUAUAUGUACUUCCAUUAUUAACUACCCAAAUUAAAUAUUAUGCUGUUUUCUGUGCCAAUUCUCUACCAUAUUUUUUUUCAUAUCUUUUACGAAAUAUUUUAUAUAAAAAAGAAAGACAAAUAAAAAAAAACUUUUGUUGGAAACAGAAUAAAAUGUUAUUUGAUGUCUGAUUUUGCUUGCUGUCAAACAAAGAUGGAUCUGAAUAAUAUUGCAGACUUAAGACCUCUAUCUGUAUGUAUUAUGUAGUAUGUGCUGAAGAGCAUUAUAUAUUUCAGACUAUGUUUUAGAAUACAUCUAGAUUAUUAUUACUAUUAUUAUAACUUUGUUAUCUGUUUUUAUACUUUGCCUGUCUUUAGAAUAAAAUAUACUUUAUAUAACUUGAAUAUAUAUUGUCAAUGCUUGUUACUAAUAAAUAUAUUUGUUACUUUC